AUGCUUUCGUCUUUGCUUGUGACCCUUUCUUUGGCUGUUUCUUUCGUGGUGGCUGCACCUGCAGUUGGAAAUUCGACUUUGGUAGAGAGACAAGGUUUUGCCCAAGUCGUCACGAAAUGCACCGUGCCAAAAACCGUCGCGUUGACUUUUGAUGAUGGGCCAUAUGUCUACUUGUACGAUAUCAGCAAAGCUCUUGUUGCUGCUGGUGCCAAGGGCACUUUCUUCUUUAGGGGGCCCUGCAUCUAUGAUCCCGACCAGGCGAAGCGUGUCUUGUACGCUUACCAGAAAGGCCAUCAAGUCGCAUCGCACACAUGGAGCCACGCCCAUCUCAACACUCUCACAUUUGACCAGCUUCACCACCAGUUCUGGCUCGUUGAGGAGGCUUUGAUGAAGAUCACCGGAGCGUAUCCAGCAUGGGCCCGUCCUCCAUACGGGGAGUACAACGACCUCGUACGCCAGGUCGCCGGAUCGCGGGGUCAGAACCUUGCACUUUGGGACUUCGACUCCGGUGACACCUGGGGCAUUUCCACUGCCGAGGUUCUCAGACGCUACGACAACCUCAUCAGCUCGCGCCCCAACACCGUUCUCACUCUCAAUCACGAGGUCCAUCAACAGGCUGCCCAAGUCGUCCUGCCGUACGCUAUCAAAGCUCUCCAAGCUGCUGGAUAUCGUCUGGUCACACUAGCUGAGUGCCUCGGAAUGCCCGCUUACCAGUGGGUUGGAGAGCCCCAUGCUCGAGAUGCUACUUGGACUUGUGCCGGCAAGUAA
Molecule: messenger RNA, 768 nt
Organism: Psilocybe cubensis
Lineage: Eukaryota; Fungi; Basidiomycota; Agaricomycetes; Agaricales; Agrocybaceae
Product: putative peptidoglycan-N-acetylglucosamine deacetylase
Exons: 10
Coding region: 1-768 (255 amino acids)
Biological process (GO): carbohydrate metabolic process
Molecular function (GO): hydrolase activity, acting on carbon-nitrogen (but not peptide) bonds
Source: RefSeq, a predicted model, not a curated record